CUUUUCUAAAAAUUCAUAAACAAAGCUUCCAACUGGGGAAGAACACAAUUCGACCUGUUGUACCAACUAAGCUAAGAGAAUGAAGUCUUUCGCGGCAAAAGUGGAAGAAGGAGUCAAAGGGGAAAACGGGAAGCCGUCGGUAGGUCCUGUGUACCGGAAUCUUUUGUCGGAAAAAGGUUUUCCUCCAAUGGAUUCUGAUAUCACCACUGCUUGGGACAUAUUCUGUAAAUCUGUGGAGAAAUUCCCUGACAACAAGAUGCUUGGAUGGCGUACAAUCGUAGAUAAGAAGGUUGGGCCGUAUAUCUGGAAAACGUACAAAGAAGUAUAUGAAGAAGUUCUACAAAUUGGCUCUGCAUUGCGUGCUCUCGGAGCUGAGCCUGGGUGUCGAGUGGGAAUCUAUGGAAUUAAUUGUCCUCAGUGGAUCAUAGCAAUGGAGGCUUGUGCAGCUCACACUCUAAUAUGUGUACCCCUCUAUGAUACACUGGGUUCUGGAGCCGUGGAUUAUAUCGUUGAUCACGCGGAAAUCGAUUUUGUAUUCGUCCAAGACACCAAGAUUAAAGGGAUGCUUGAGCCAGAUUCCAUAUGUGCUAAACGUCUAAAAGCUAUAGUUUCCUUCACUAAUGUGAGCGAAGAAGAUAGCCUCAAGGCUUCAGAAAUCGGAGUCAAAACGUACUCUUGGCCCGAGUUUCUUCAUAUGGUGCCUAUUGACCAAAAAACGGAGUUAGUAGGGGUGGGCACGGAUCGGAUAUCCGGGUUUUUUAAGGGACGUGAGAAACCGGAAGAGAUUAGUCCACCUAAACCAUUUAACACAUGCACCAUAAUGUACACGAGCGGCACGAGUGGUGACCCUAAAGGUGUGGUUUUGACUCACGAAGCGGUGGCGACUUUCGUUGUUGGAGUGGAUCUCUUCAUGGACCAGUUCGAAGACAAGAUGACACAUGAAGAUGUGUAUCUGUCCUUCUUGCCGUUGGCUCAUAUUCUUGACCGUAUGAACGAGGAAUACUUCUUUCGCAAAGGGGCUUCUGUUGGCUACUACCAUGGGGAUUUGAAUGUGUUACGUGAUGACAUUCAAGAAUUGAAACCAACUUAUAUAGCUGGAGUUCCAAGAGUGUUUGAGAGAAUCCACGAGGGUAUUCAAAAGGCUCUUCAGGAACUUAACCCUAGAAGAAGAUUUAUCUUCAGUGCUCUCUACAAACACAAACUCUCAUGGUUGAAUCGUGGAUAUUCGCAUAAGAAAGCUUCACCCAUGGCUGAUUUAAUUGCUUUCAGAAAGAUUAGAGACAAAUUGGGAGGUAAAAUUCGGUUGCUAAUAUCUGGAGGAGCACCUUUGAGCCCUGAGAUUGAAGAGUUCUUGAGAGUUACUUGUUGUUGCUUUGUCCUCCAAGGAUAUGGUCUGACGGAGACUCUUGGAGGAACGGCUUUGUGUAUACCGAAUGAGAUGUGUAUGCUAGGGACAGUCGGUGUACCAGCGGUUUACAACGAGAUACGGCUUGAGGAGGUGGCUGAAAUGGGCUACAACCCACUUGGAGAAAAUCCGGCAGGCGAGAUCUGUAUAAGAGGAAAAUGUUUGUUUUCUGGUUAUUACAAGAACCCUGAGCUUACUGAUGAAGUAUUGAAAGACGGAUGGUUCCAUACAGGAGAUAUAGGUGAGAUUCAUCCAAAUGGAGUACUCAAAAUAAUUGAUCGUAAAAAGAAUUUGAUUAAACUUUCUCAAGGAGAGUACGUUGCUCUUGAGAACUUGGAAAGCAUCUACGGGCAAAACUCUGUAGUCCAAGAUAUAUGGGUUUAUGGAGACAGCUUCAAAUCAACGCUUGUCGCCGUGAUUGUUCCAAACCCUGAAAUCGUGAACCGGUGGGCUAAAGAUCUCGGAUUUAAUAAAACAUUCGAAGAACUCUGUUCUCUCUCGGAGUUGCAAGAACACAUCCUUUUGGAACUGAAGUUCACUGCAGAGAAGAACAAGCUAAAAAGGUUUGAGUACAUAAAAGCAGUGACGGUGGAGACAAAACCUUUCGACUUAGAGAGGGACUUAGUAACUGCGACGCUCAAGAAUAAGAGGAACAAUCUUCUCAAGUAUUAUCAGGUACAAGUCGACGAGAUGUACCGAAAAUUGGCAUCAAAGAAAAUCUGAAAGUAUUGCGAUGAUGUGUGCGUCCUGUUAUUGAUGAUUAUGUUAUAUAUGUAUCAAUAAUUGAUCAAAAUGACCCUUAUGGCUCUCUGUAAUGUUGUAUUUCUAAUCUACGUUGAAUGAUCACAUGCAUCAUAAUUAUUAGUAUUUUUUUUUCCCGUUCUUCCUUUAAUGUACGUAGCUCCUAAGUAUCUAGUUGUUUCCAUCAAACUACAUCUCCAAC
Eruca vesicaria subsp. sativa (arugula) is the source of this 2348-nucleotide messenger RNA. NCBI's taxonomy places the organism in Eukaryota, Viridiplantae, Streptophyta, Magnoliopsida, Brassicales, Brassicaceae. The record is from the annotation of a GenBank genome assembly.